AUAAAAAUAUAUGUACUAAUAUAUCAAAAUUUUAAGUAAUUCAUUCAAAUAUCUAAUGGAAAUAGUUUCAACACCGGAACCACACUUUAUUCCUGGAUACACCGGCCAUUGUCCCCAGUAUCUCUAUCGUGUGGGAAAAACUUAUGGAAAUCUCACACAUAAGCUCCUUAUUGAUCCAUGUAUUCAUCAUUCAGCAAAACUUUUAGUUGCUGGUCCAAAUGAGAUCAAAACUGCCGGAGACAAACCAACUCUUAAAGAAAUCGAUCUUAUCAAAACUCAUGAAAGAGAAGGCGAUGCAGUUUUAAAGUAUCCCAUAAUUCCUGGAUACAAUGGAUUCAUUCCGAAUAUCAAUUCAAAAAUUGGUCUUCGUUUUUUGGCAGCCGCUACAGCUGGUGUAGCUGAACACGAAAGAUAUAUGCAACAGUUAAAAUGUGAACGUAGAAAUCUUAGGCAUAAAAACUUGUUACAAAGUGGAGAAGGUCUUUUUGGUAGAAAUUUAGGGGAAAUAUCAAUGCAUCAAACAACCUAUCAAUUACCGCUUCUACCCGUGCGAAAAGAGGCUGAAGGUAUUAAAAGGACAAGGGAAGAUAGCUAUCAAGAUAAACGUGUUCCAUAUUCAAAACAUACACCUCCACAUUUUAUGGUUGAUAAUGACCCUGAAAAAUUUGUCAUGAAAGGAUAUGCUGGCCACAUUCCUAUGACACUGAAUCGUUUCGGUGAGAGUAAUAAGCCGUUAACAGCAAAUGCACUUUGUGAAUUUUCAAACGAUUAUCAACAUCGAAAAACUUCAGAUUGGGAAUCAACUGACAACAAAGCAUCUUCUGGUGAAUCUUUUAAAAUUUACCAUAGCAAAACUGGAAUGAUUCCAAAUUAUGCUGGUCAUGUGCCAGGAGAAAUUUUCAAAUUUGGUAGUACCUAUGGAAAGAAUACGAUCGAUGCGAAACGGUGGUUGGAAGAUCAUUAACUAUACAUAAUAAUAUUCUUUAAAGUAGAACUUAGAGUAUUUUAUAAUUAAAAAAAAAAAACAGUUAAAAUAGAAGAGAAGUUGGAAUAGAAAAUAAA
This is a messenger RNA of Episyrphus balteatus (marmalade hoverfly), 1062 nucleotides long. RefSeq names its product UPF0605 protein CG18335. Bases 56 to 964 code for a protein of 302 amino acids. Lineage: Eukaryota; Metazoa; Arthropoda; Insecta; Diptera; Syrphidae. The transcript has 5 exons. The record is from RefSeq and is a predicted model, not a curated record.